Molecule: messenger RNA, 2187 nt
Organism: Cladophialophora yegresii CBS 114405
Lineage: Eukaryota; Fungi; Ascomycota; Eurotiomycetes; Chaetothyriales; Herpotrichiellaceae
Exons: 1
Coding region: 1-2187 (728 amino acids)
Biological process (GO): entrainment of circadian clock by photoperiod; circadian regulation of gene expression
Cellular component (GO): cytoplasm; nucleus
Molecular function (GO): DNA binding; FAD binding
Source: RefSeq, a predicted model, not a curated record
AUGGUGCGCCCCAGGUCGUCGAAACCCUCGACUGGAAUCCACACGGCGCCGCGCGCUUCGAAACCCUCAGCUCCUACUACUGGCCCUCGAGUCCUGUACUGGUUCCGCACGGACCUGCGCGUACACGACUCCCCGGCGCUCACGCACGCGUUGUCCCUCGCGCCCUCGGCCUUGAUCCCCCUCUGGACAUGGGACCCCCACUACGUCUACCGCCAGCGCGGGGCCACCAACCGCUGGGCGUUUCUGACAGAGUGUAUGCGCGACCUGUCGCAGCGGUUGACGGCGCUAAAUGCGCGGCAGAAAUUGUUCGUCGUGCGCGCGGCACCGCGAAAAGUCAUGCGUCAUUUGUUCGAGCGGUGGGGGAUCGAUGUCCUUGUGUUUGAGCAGGAUACGGAUCCCUACGCCGUCAUUCGAGACGAAGAAGUCACCAAGGUGGCGGAGCGCUGUGGCGUGCGGGUUGUUUCAGUACCGGGCCGGACGCUGUUCGCGUCGCGCGAGGUCGUCAGGAUGAAUGCGGGGAGGCCGACGAUGAGUAUGGCGCAGCUUUUGAAGGCCGUGGAGAAGAUCAAUGGUGGUGUCCCCGCCAGACCACUCGACGCGCCGACACUGUUGCCGGAUCCGCUGGACGGACAGGCCAUGGAUUUGACGGCCCUGGAGGCGGAGCUGGACGUUCUGACGAGGAAGGACCAUAAAGCCCAGGAUCAUUCUCGGGCCGCGGAGAGCUGGCCUCGCGCUGAAGGACUGGAUGAUUAUAAUGCCGUGCAGAGGACGUUUAGAGAACAAGAAACUCAGUAUUCAUGUGGGCUUAUGGGUCCGGGCCGCGACUUUGGCGUCCCGACGCUGCAGGAGAUGGGGUUCGAUCCCGCGAGCGUGACGACGCCGCAUCGAGGUGGCGAGACGGCCGCGUUGGAGGCCCUGGCCCAACACGUCGCCAAUGAGGAAUAUAUCGCCACGUUCGAGAAGCCCGCGACGGCGCCCACGGCGUUCGACCCUCCGGCCACGACGGUGCUCAGCCCGCACAUGCACUUCGGCAGCCUCUCGUGCCGCAAGUUCUGGUGGGACGUCCAGGCCGUGAUCGAGCGGCGGCGGAAGGAGCAUAAACCCGUCAGUCACCAGCCCGUGAAUAUUCCAGGACAGUUGCUCUUUCGGGACAUGUACUUUGCGGCACAUUGUCAGGUGGGCGUGGCCUUCGGGCAGCAGAUCGGCAAUCCGGUCGCCCGAUUCAUCCCCUGGCAUUUGCAGUCGCGCUAUCGACGCGCUGGAACGGAUCCGCACGCCAAACUCGUCACGGAUGGAACGUAUAUCGUCGACGAUGCCAAGGCAGAGGAGUACUUCCAGCGGUGGAAACACGGUUGCACGGGCUUUCCCUGGAUCGAUGCCCUUAUGCGCCAGCUCAAGCAGGAGGGCUGGAUCCACCACCUCGGCCGCCACGCCGUGGCUUGCUUCCUGACCAGAGGAGGCUGCUACGUGUCCUGGGAACGCGGGGCCGAAGUGUUCGAAGAGUGGCUCGUCGACCACGAAGUCGCGUGCAAUGCAGGCAACUGGAUGUGGCUCUCAUGUACCGCCUUCUUUAGCCAAUUCUAUCGAUGUUACAGCCCCGUGGCCUUUCCAAAGAAGUGGGAUCCUGAGGGCAAGUUUGUGAGGAAGUACGUGCCGGAGCUUCAGAGGUUCGACAAGAAGUAUAUCUAUGAGCCGCACAAGACGCCGAUAGCGGAUCAGAAGGCCUGGGGCUGCGUCGUUAAGGGUAAUGGUGGUAGCGGUGGAGUUGAUGAUGUGGAGGAAAGGGGCUAUGCAGUCUAUCCGAAACCCAUGUUCGACUUCACCGAGAGGAAGCAGUUCUGCAUUGAUCAGAUGAAAAAGGCCUAUGCUGUAGGAUUGUAUGGCGAUGACGAGAGGGUCGUCAGUGGGGAGUGGAAGAAGUUGUUCGAACGAGAUGACGACGGUGGGAUGUGGAGGGAAGAGGCCAAUGGUGACAUACUAGUAGCAAGAGGCGAGAAGCGAUCCAGAGACGACGGCGCGGCUGAUCAUGAUGGUGAGGAUGAUUCGCACGACGAGAUCGACGUCGGUGAUGAGAGUCUCGAUGUUCGUGCGGCGAAGAGAAAGGCCAUGAAGGAACAGCCGCCCACGAUGGGCAAGCAACAGCGGACUUUGGAUUCGAUGGUAUCCAGGCUGAGAGUAAAGAGGUGA